AUGACCAACGUUGAACAAUUUGUCGAAGACGCCAUCAAGAAUAACAAGGUUGUAAUCUUUACCAAGAGCACCUGUCCCUACUGUAAAAAGGCAAAAGCUCUUUUGGAUGGAUACAAUAUCAAGUAUGAAAAUAUUGAAUUGGACAAGCAUCCCAACGGUGAAGCUAUUCAGGAGUAUUUGGCCAAGAAAACUGGUCAAAAGACUGUCCCCAAUAUCUUCAUUGAUCAAAAGCAUAUUGGUGGUUCUGAUGAACUGACAAAGCUUGAAGGUGGAGGUGAACUCCAAGGACUCAUUGCUUAA
This is a messenger RNA of Mucor velutinosus, 300 nucleotides long. RefSeq lists its product as uncharacterized. NCBI's taxonomy places the organism in Eukaryota, Fungi, Mucoromycota, Mucoromycetes, Mucorales, Mucoraceae. The record is from RefSeq and is a predicted model, not a curated record. Gene Ontology annotation, biological process: cellular response to oxidative stress. Gene Ontology annotation, molecular function: glutathione disulfide oxidoreductase activity. Bases 1 to 300 code for a protein of 99 amino acids. Gene Ontology annotation, cellular component: cytoplasm. The transcript has 3 exons.